UGACUUCACCAUUGUGCAUUCGUAGAGGGAAGAAUCAGAAAAACAUAAGGAAAAUCCGGUUAAUUUAUAGAAAGCGCGGUGAAAAUAGUAAAAUACUAUUUGCGCGGCAGCGCAAUUGCUUCUAAUUAGCAUAAAAGAAAUCGACCAGUUGAGCUGAAAUAAUGAGUGCGUCGAGCGAGGGCGGCGCGGGAGGAGGAACGGUGGGUGGCGGCGGCGGAAGUACAGCUACAGCGCCAUCAGCCCCCCUGAAAACCAUUAAGAUACGCACCCAACAACUGCAUCCCCAUGCACUGCCAUCGUUGUCCUUGCUGCAUCCAUCUUCAUCAUCGGUGGCGUCCGCAUCCGCAUUUUCAUCCGCAUCCCUGGUAUCGCAUUCGCAUCCGCCACUGCAGCUGCGCGGCGUCAUAAACAAGUACUCAUUGCCAUCAUCCCAUUUGCCAUCCUCUGCAGCACACUCGGCGGUGGCCGCCAAGAUCACUCACGUGAAGGCCGACGGCGGCGGUGGGAUAUCCAUUUCCGGCACUCCGAUCCUCAGCGCCGGAACCAUCAAGGUGGCAGCAGCCAAUCCCAUCCAACAGGCUUCCCUGGCGGGCACACCGAUUUCCCUGAAUACGGGACAAGCCACCACGGCGGCCUCCAUACGAGCUAUCGGAGCUGGGGGCCAGUCCACGCAGGUCCGCGUCAUGAUGCCCAUGAUCAAGCAGCUGGAGAAUGUCACAGCGACGGGAAGGACUCAGAUUACUGCCAUACCAGCUGCUCCAGCUAGGAGUGUCUCCAAUGCUUCGAUUACGGUCACCAGACCCGUGACACAGGCCUAUCUGCCCCGAGCUAGUGUCACGGCCACCCAGAUGGGCGGCGUUGGCGUGGGAGUUGGCCAGCGCUUGGUCACGCCUCUGCGAGCCACAUCCUCGGCCUCGGCCACAGUGACGCCCGCAGCGCCCACGGGUUUAAGCACAUCGGGCGGCUUUGUGCGCGGAGCAACCGCUUCGGUCAGCAGGAGUGGAGUGGCUGUGUCAUCCCAGCCACCCUCCACGGUGAUCUCGUCCAGCAACAGUGCCACUUGGAUGCAGAGUCCAACGGGACAGGUGCAACUGAUACGAGCCAUCCAUCAGCCGCGCCAACGCAUCAUUACCACGUCGGCUGGUGCCAGCGUGGUGACCACUGCUACUCCAGUGCCAGCGCCAACGGCUUUAUCGGUGUCUACUGGGCAGCCUCUGACACCCCAGCAGGCCACGGGUCCAGGCGGUCCUCAGGCUUAUGUCGCCACUGUCCUGCCACAGAGACAGCACCAAGCCACGCUGGUGUACUCCUCCAAUGUGUCGACGCCAAAUGCCAAUACAAAUCCUGGCCAGCAAUUUAAUCCACGUUUUGCAGUGGCCACGCCCACCACAACGCCAGGGGGAACCACAGUGACGCCCCGGCAGGUGCGUCCCAUACCACUGGGCAAGAGCUUUCCGGCGGCCAAGUUAAACACGACCAGCAUCAGCAUCAGGGCUCCGAGCAUCCCGCAGCUAAAUGCCAGCGUUACGCCAUCCCAAACGCCCGUCAGCGUCUCCGGGGGAGCGACAGUGGCACCAGGCCGAGGACCUGGGGUCGGUGGAACUGCUCUGACGGCCACUAACUUGCACACCACGAGGAUUAUCCAACUGCAGCAGCCGGCGACGGGAACCACUCAGCAAAUCAUAGGAUCUGCUGCCCGCCUGGCCGGGAAUGUGAUGCUUCAGCCUUUCGUGAUGAGCACCACGGCAGCAGCCAAGAUGGGCAUCCGACCACCUGUUACCAUGACGGCCAAGGUGCAGCCAUCGCUGACCAUCACACAGCUUAAUCCCAUCGGCAAACUGUCCACAGCGGGAGGCACUGGCGGUCCCACAAUGACGCCGCAAGGUGUGGCCAGCAUUCAAGCGGUAUCAGUGCCAAGUGUCUCGGCCAGUGUGGUCAAUCCCAGCUCCGUGACGGGUGCCACAUCAGCUGCUGGCGGAGCAACCGUUUUACCCCUGACCAUCAGCGGCAGAGGAGGUGCAGUUGGUCCAGGGGGGAACAUCCUAACCGGUACACUGACGCCCAUCAAGAAUGCUAGCGGUGGCAUCAAGAUGAUGAUGACGCCGGCUCCCACGGCGGCUGCACCAGGCUCGGAGGGACCGGGUAAUACUGGACCAGCAGUGGGAAGUUUCCAGCGUACCUGGAAUCCGGUUGUGGCUUCACAGAGUCAGCUAAUGAAGAUCGAUGAUAAGGGAAGUGCUGCCACAAUCUACUACGAAUCCAUGCCGGCCUCAGCCUCCACGGGGGUUCUAUCAUUGACCACCACCACGGUGACGCAGAGCACGCAGGCACAGCCGCAGUUGGUGAGCAGUGCCGGCGGCAGCUUGUCGGUGUCCUCUUUGCCCUUCGCUAGUCAUGCGCCCACUGGAGCUGGAGCCGGAUCAGCGGGAGUCGGUUCCCAGGCCACAUUUACUGUACUGCCCUCAGGCGCUGCUGGAGGAGGAGGAGCUGCUACUCGGACCAUAGGCCCCCACCAACAGCUGAUAAUUCCAGCGGGAGCGAACAGUGCUCCGCCGCAGCACAUGGUGAUUCCGCUGCACACUUCGGUGAAGGUGACAACGACUGGAGCGGGGGGCAAUCCACAGCAGGCAACCGCCGGAGGUGGAUCGUUGGUGCCCAACUUUAUGCGCAAGCGGGAUGCAGAGGGUUCGCCCAUCCGAGCGGCCAAGAAUCUGGCGCCCACGUUGCUGUCCAUGGCGAGCAACACAAGCGGUCCGAGUCCGGGAACCACCUUCAAUCUGCAGCCCGUGUCCGUGGCAGUGCCGACAUCCAGCGGACUCAACUCUGGGCUCACUGUGGAAGCGCUGGCCAAGAAGGAACGGGAACGGGUUACGACACAUGGAGGAGUGCUGCCCACCAGCGGAGGCGGCGCAACAAAUGUGGCACCCACAGCAGCUGGCACCGCCGUUUCUUCAACGAGAAAUUCGAGGGCUGAGUCGCCGGCUUCCUCGGAUGGCUCAACUACUGUAUCGGCCAACUCCUCGCCCGGAGUGGAUCAACAGCAAUUGCAGGACAGGAUUGGCGAUGCGCCAGCGGCUGCACGCGAAAAUGCCACGCAUUUUAACCCCAUCAAUGAGCUGUACUCGACGCACCAAUCCCUGCAACAAGGCUUGAGCCACGCCUCUCUGGGCGCUCGUAGCGGCAACAGCGCCUUUGUGGAUGUUCAACAACCGACGCCACAGCAGCAACAGCCUCCUCAGCAGCAGCAGCAAGCGGCCCACCUGUUGGUGGGUUCCUCCUCGCAGCAGGCAGGUCCUCGACUGAACGGCACGGGGAAUAGCUCCAGCUCCAGCUACGACUGCUCCUCCAGAAAGAAGCCGCGACGAUCAACCAAUGACAGCCAGCACUCUGCACAAAGUCAGGCAUCUCUUUCGCUGCCACCACCUAGUGCUGAACCCACUGCGCCAACUGGUGCUGCCUACAUGCAAAAGCACAACAAUGGCGGGCUGCUGGUGGCAGCAGCGGCAGCGCCAACGGGCGUGCCGACACCUAAUAGUGCUCCAGGCGAUGCCAACCAUCGGAACAGUACACCGGCCGUGACGGGCAACAAGGAGAAUGCCAAUCCGGUGGACUUUGUCAUCCGUCGUCCACGUAACUGUGCGCUGCUCAAUACAUAUAAGCCCACCCACAAGUUGGCCAACAAUCACUUCCAUCGGUAUACCGAUGUGAAGCCAAGAGAGGAGCGUCGUGCCACCGUGAUUGAUUUGGCCAAUCAACCCAAUGUCCAGGGCAAAAUCAAUGGCUGGAAGAUCUAUCAUUUGAGCUCGCAAAUGGAGGACUUGAACGAAUCGGAGAUGGUCAGCCUGGGCCAGCUGGAAGUUAUGCUCAAAGAUCUGGAGAAGGACAAGGACAAGCACAGUGAAAUGGAGCGUGUAACUGAGUUGUUAAAGGGCAAUAUCCAACGCAGCAAGAUCAUCACCGAGGGCAUUAACGAGGCACAGAGUCAGCUCAUGAAGAUCUUUGAGCACAAGCCACACGUUUCGGACAUAAUCAAUCGAUGCGCCUCCAAGAGGAACUUCAAGAAGCGCGAAAAGAUCUAAAUGGGGACAGACCACAGAAGUAGCUAAGGAUCUAAAAUUAAAAGAAAUCGGGGAAACUACAAAUUUUCUUGAUUUCUUCGACUUGAUUUUAAAUCGUUAGUUAUUUUCUUGGCGUUGUGUAUAUUAACUAGAUUAAGACACUUAGAUUUUAACUAAUUCUUACCUUACACGCUAUUGAGAUUUGUAAGACAAACCAGAGUUACAAAGAAUCCAGCAAUAUUUUUUCAUUUUCCUAGCUUAAAAACAUCAAAUAUACUAAGCACUUGAGUUGUAUUUAGUAGAAA
This is a messenger RNA of Drosophila kikkawai, 4363 nucleotides long. RefSeq names its product Sin3A-associated protein 130 (gene Sap130). Gene Ontology annotation, biological process: negative regulation of transcription by RNA polymerase II. The record is from RefSeq and is a predicted model, not a curated record. NCBI's taxonomy places the organism in Eukaryota, Metazoa, Arthropoda, Insecta, Diptera, Drosophilidae. Gene Ontology annotation, cellular component: Sin3-type complex.